CCAGGGCGUUUUGUGACAUUGCGGUUGUGGCACUAUAGGUGGCGGCGUUCGCCUUAGCGUGGUAAACCAAAGCAGAAGAAGACUGCAUAAAACUCCUUGGCACGGCACCGUCGUGUGUUUUCCUGAGCAGAGUAGCGACCCCGCGUACCGCCGUGUAGGUCGCGACGGGCCUCCGCGCAUCCCGACGUACGGACGCCGUUUUGGCGGAGAGAAGGUGGACCGUCCGCUGGCCACGUGUACAGGAACUGUGCGCCCUGUAACCGCUCCUCUAACGGAGCGUUUCUGGUGCGGUUUUCGGAACACUGUUCUCCCGGACAGUAUUGUCCACCGUAAGCUGGAGGUCAUGUCCAGUAGGAGAAGACCCCGGGCCGGACACCUCCGUGCCGCGUCCUUCGGGAUCCUGCUCGGGAUCCUGUUGGCCGUGGACGGACGACCUGCGAACAUGUCGGCCCAUAAGGACAAAAACCCAAGCAGCAGAGAGGACAACGAGAUCCUUCCACAGGACCAUUUAAACGGCGUGAAGAUGGAGAUGGACGGCCACCUCAAUAAGGACUUUCACCAAGAAGUGUUCUUGGGGAAAGAGCUGGAAGAGUUUGAGGAAGACUCGGAGCCCAAGAAGAGUCGCAGAAAACUGGUUGAAAUUUUUAACAAAGUUGACUUUAAUAAAGACAAUAGUGUGAGCGCUAAGGAGAUGCAGCGCUGGAUCAUGGAGAAGACAGAAGAGCACUUCCAGGAGGCUGUGAGGGAGAACAAGCUCAGCUUCCGUGCUGUGGACCCAGAUGGAGACGGACAUGUGACAUGGGAUGAAUACCGGGUGAAGUUUUUGGCCAGCAAGGGCUUCAAUGAGAAGGAAGUGGCUGAGAAGAUAAAGAAUAAUGAAGAACUCAAAGUGGACGAGGAAACCCAGGAAGUGCUGGAGAGUCUGAAGGACCGCUGGUUCCAGGCAGAUAACCCUCCAGCAGACCAGCUGCUGAACGAGGAGGAGUUCCUGUCCUUCCUACACCCAGAGCACAGCAGAGGCAUGCUGAAGUACAUGGUGAAGGAGAUCAUCCGAGAUCUGGAUCAAGAUGGGAAUAAGGAACUGACCCUGUCCGAGUUCAUCUCCUUGCCCAUGGGAACGGUGGAGAACCAGCAAGCUCAGGACAUCGAUGAUGACUGGGUCCGUGAGAGGAAAAAGGAGUUCGAGGAGGUUAUUGACACAAACCAUAAUGGCAUUGUCACCAUGGAAGAGCUUGAGGAGUACAUGGAUCCCAUGAACGAGUACAAUGCCCUGAACGAGGCCAAGCAGAUGAUUGCAGUGGCUGACGAGAACCAGAACCACAGCCUAGAACUGGAGGAGAUCCUCAAAUACAGCGAGUACUUCACCGGGAGCAAGCUCAUGGACUACGCCCGCAAUGUACACGAGGAGUUCUAGGACACUUUCCCUCAGACCCUCGAAAGCAAGCAAACAAGCAAACAUCCUCUUCCAUCCAAACAGGCAGAUAUAAGUAUAUGUUUGCAGUGGAUUGGGUACGUUUCUUCUAGCCAGGGUUUGGGUUGGUGUAUAGGGGAAUGUUAGAGCGCCUGUGUGUUGGGUUGUUUUGAAGGGAUAUCUGGAAUGUUGCAUGCUCAGCCUUUCUGUUGUCUCCAACAUAGAUUAUUUGGAGGAUUCUGGUAUUCCUAAUUUCAUGCAGCUCUUGCCUUCCUCUAGAGCUCCACUUUCUCAAGCCCUGUGUUCCAUGGCUUUUUAGUGCAUUCUAGACACUGUGUCACUUUCAUGAAUCGUUGGAGUGAUAUUUGAUAUUUAGAGAUAUGUAUGUAUAUGAGGAGUUUAGGGAGGAAAUAAUUGCUUUGAGCUAUAUCUUUUGUUUACCUUAUACAUGGAGGUGGAAUAAAAGAAAUGACUAAAUAAUGUAAAUAAUAAUGUUCUUUGGAAAUGGCAUAAUGUAUACAAAUUUGACUCUCACCCAGGGGUUUUGGAGAUGUACUAAAAUUAGUGGCUUCACCAAGAUUUGCAUCUUGAACUGAGGACAUCUGAGUUCAAGGGCGUACAAAAAAUGAAACGUAAUGUUAAAACAAGGUGUGUAAAAAAUAAAUAAAUAAAUAUAAUAAUAAUAAUAGUAUUUAUAGAUCAUAAAUUUGAUUUAUGCACACCACUCAAGAUGCCUAGUAAUGUAGUUAGUAAAUAGACAAUACGUGCAUUUUCAUAACUGGGGAGAAAUAUUUUCAACCUUGUUUGACCAAUAUUACUGUUUGCACAUUUGUUACAGAGAGAUUUAUCAAGACGUCCCUUAACUAGUUUGUCACAGAGACUGCCAUUCUUAUUUUACAGAGAUAUAUAAAACAAAGUGGGGUCUGAGACAAUUUAGUGAUUUCUAAUUUGUUCAUUUCCAGGCAAUUCGUAGUGUUUGUAGUAAGUCUCUUACAGUCCCUGACAGAAUGUUAAACACAGUACUGUCUUAGGUUUUCCAUUCUUCCUUUUAAAAUGACACUCAUCUAAUGUCCAAUUUUAAAAAUAAAAUUAUGUGCAUGGACUAGCCUUCUGACUUUUAAAGGCAACAUUUGGCCUUGCUUUUUUCAGUACUUGCUGUGUAAAAUUAGAGUAUGUAGUUGGAAAUAUUUUUAUUUUUCCAAGGAGAGUGUCAUAUAAGUGUGAAUUGAACAAACUGAGAGGUGCUUUGCUAAGAACUACUUUGCUUUGUGUCUGAUUCUGUCCCCAUGCUGUGUGCUUUCAUGGCUAAUGUAUUACCUCCUUGUGCAUGAUACCAUUUGACAACACCAUCUAUGUACAGUAUGCUGACCUACAGUAUAACGCCCUCAUCCUGUGGAAAUGCUAGAUUUAAAGGCAUUUGACUGAGCCGUGUGCCCAUACUUUAUUUCACAUUGCUGCAUAUUUUGAAGCUCUGAAAUUCAUUGUAUUGCAAUUUAUGCAUUAAACAAUGCAAUUGUGUGUUUUUUGGUUUUU
This is a messenger RNA of Electrophorus electricus (electric eel), 2944 nucleotides long. RefSeq names its product stromal cell derived factor 4 (gene sdf4). Gene Ontology annotation, molecular function: calcium ion binding. Gene Ontology annotation, biological process: calcium-ion regulated exocytosis. The record is from RefSeq and is a predicted model, not a curated record. Gene Ontology annotation, cellular component: endoplasmic reticulum. Lineage: Eukaryota; Metazoa; Chordata; Actinopteri; Gymnotiformes; Gymnotidae.